Molecule: messenger RNA, 2433 nt
Organism: Geodia barretti
Lineage: Eukaryota; Metazoa; Porifera; Demospongiae; Tetractinellida; Geodiidae
Source: the annotation of a GenBank genome assembly
CAAGCGCGUGUCAACGAACCGUACAAGAAUGUCCUGCAGAAAACUGUUAGGAGCUGUGUUACAGAAAAAGCAAUUGAAACAUGGAUGCAACGUCAGACCUUUUACAAAUUUUCGUUUCAUCCCCCACCCACUUCUCCUCCCCCACCCUCCGUUCCUCCUCACCCAAUUCACCACUUCCACCACCAGCACCAUUCUCCUCUACAAGAACACACAGUCUCAGACAAAGUUCUUCAAACUGAUAUUCCUAAUGUCCGGAGUCCAACUAGUAUUCUGGGCUUAUCUCUCUUACUUUGCCUUUGCCGAGCUCCGUCAGGAAAAACUCUGCCUGCAAACUGACCAGACUCCGCCCACUUUACAAGAACAACAAGCCACGCCAACCUUGUCGACGGGGAAGGCGCCAAUCACGGCACCAUGGUAUUCAUCCCUCAAAUGGCGACUUGCAAUAUCUCUUCUGGCGCUUAGCGUGGGCGUAUUUUUCGCCACCACGGCCUGCAUGUACCCACUGCGGGUCGUCCAGAAAAUGAGCUACAUUCGUGGGAAAAUGGGCGGAGUUUCCAUCACCACCUAUUCCCCACUCAAGGGUGUUAGGGAGGUGCGUGCUGAUCUCAGUGAUAUUGGUGUGGCUGGCAAAAGAGUAUCAGAGGCCAAAGGUCGACAACUUGGAAUGAAGGUCAAAGGACAUCGCCUGUUCUACCUGCUUGAUAGGGGAGGGGAUUUCCCCAAUCCCAAACUUUUCGACACUCUCAUAGGAGCUAGAAAAAUGUGAAAUUGUGUGUAGGUGUAUGAUGAGCACUGUUGCAUGUGUGUAGCUACGCCCCCGGUUUCCAUUUCCGGAUAUUGUGUCGUACGUCCGUAAUCUCCAGCACAUGCGUAAUCUCCAGAAUGACUCAGCAACCGGCUGACGAGGUAGGCGUAGCCAAUACUCUUGCAAGGCCGAAUAGCUAAACUCUCUCUUGGCCAGAGGAGGCAGUGUAUGUGUGAGGCACACGAGACGGUAGCGCCGCGAGACCACCACCAGAUCUUUUCUCUCUACCGUCCCUACCUCUCCCUGUGUCGGCGGCCAUGUACAAGCUGAAGCAAUCUCAGCGGGCUAAGGUCCGCCAUUUCAUGGCGGUGACGGGCUCGGACGAUCACACAGCCAUAAACUGUCUGACUCAGAACGACUGGAGGCUCGACAUGGCUACGGAUAACUUCUAUCAGGACCCGCUAAAGUACUUCGUAGAGCCGCCUCGUGCACCGGUGGACAAGAAAAAGAUAGAUAUCCUCUUCAAUAAAUACAGAAAUUCAUUGGAGGAGGACAAGAUGUUGGCAGAUGGGGUGAGUCGUUUCUGUGACGACGUGGGUUUGGACCCCACCAGUCUGACUGUGCUCCUCAUUGCCUGGAAAUUCAAGGCAGCCACUCAGUGCGAGUUCUCGCGGAAGGAAUUUGUGGACGGAAUGAGUGCACUUGGCUGUGACAGUAUCGAGAAGCUGAGAAAAAAGUGUGAGAACAGCGCAAUGGAGAAGGAGUUGAAAGAGCCACCGAAAUUCAAAGACUUUUACCAAUUCACUUUCAACUUUGCGAAAAAUCCGGGGCAGAAAGGGCUGGGUGGGUUUUCUUAUUAAUGCAGAGUUUUUGAAAGAAAUGGUUUCGCAAUAAUUGUUUAGAUUUGGACAUGGCUCUUGCGUACUGGAACAUUGCCAUGAAGGGGAGAUUCAAGUUUCUAGAUCUCUGGUGCCAGUUUCUUCAGGUGAGUUAUGAUUACGUGAAUGCAUGAAGUAACUGAAACUUGGGUGGACUCUAAAGCAAACAUGUGCAGCAUAUUUUGCUGGUUGCAGGAGCACCAUAAGAGGUCUAUUCCCCGGGACACGUGGAAUCUUUUACUUGAUUUCUCACUCGCCAUCGAUGACACCAUGUCUAACUAUGACGAAGAAGGGGCAUGGCCAGUAUUAAUUGAUGACUUUGUGGAAUAUGCUCGUCCAAUCCUUCAGAAGAGAGUUCUAGAACACUCACAGUGACUGCAACACUCACUCACUCACUCACAAAUUAUUAUUGACGUUUCUUCUUUGCGCCACGUGUAAAGAACCACGCUAAAAAAAGAUCUUCUCUCUAAUAAUAUCAAGUCAAGCACCUUAGUUGCUAAACUAACCUCUAUAUAUGAACUCACAAACAUAGAUGCAAUGGUCAGAAUUUUGAGUAUAAUACUGCAGUGAAUGCACAAGAAUCCAAUGUUAGCACACACCCCAUAUUUCCUCCACUCCUCCUUUGGUGAAGCUCAAAAGGAUGUUUAUCAGCUUCCAUGCCUCCGCUAGGGAAGUGAGUAAGUAGGUGUUCCAUGGCUCCAGAGUAAACCUAUACUCUCCAGUCACCAUACUAAGACAUAGUCUGGCCAACACUGCAUAGUAGAGACAGUCCAGCUCUUCUGCACUCAGUGGAAAGACAUCACGGUAGCC